Molecule: messenger RNA, 560 nt
Organism: Paramecium octaurelia
Lineage: Eukaryota; Ciliophora; Oligohymenophorea; Peniculida; Parameciidae
Source: the annotation of a GenBank genome assembly
UAAUAAUUAACGUAUGUAAUAAACACAUUUAAAAUGCACUUGUCAAAAAUAAAGACAAGUUAACACUAUCAAAGAGGACCCUGCAUUGGUUGAGAAAUUGAAAGAAAGAUAAAUGGAAUUAGAUGAGAAAUCAUUGGAAUUUGAACACAAAAAGGGUAAUUUGGAGAGAGAAAAUCUGAUGUUAGAAGAGAAUAUUAAAAUCGAGUUGCAAGGUUUGAAAGGUUGAUUAUUCAAUGUUGAUUAUUAGAAAACCAAUUGAUUCAAUAAUAAUUAAUUGAAGAACUAAGAGAUAACAAAAUCUCAGCUUAUAAGAGACAAAAUGAAUUACACUUAUUAAUAUAGAAUGUCCACUAAAAUGAGGCAGAAAAGAAGGUUUUUUAAUAUGGCUAUGCUAGCAAUUAUUGAAUGAAAUUGAAUUUCUUAAAUAAUCUCUUCUUCAUACUAAUGAAAAUUAACAACAAUUGGCUAAGAAGGAAGAACAUAUAAAACUAUUACUUAAUCGCAUUUAGGAGUUGGAAUAGAGUAUAACCUAAUUAAAGCGAGAGAUAUAAUAUAAAUGA